AGUCAUCUUGCGCCAACUUAUUUCCUAGUGGCCGUGGAGACAGUUGGCAACAAGAGCCGCCAAACGAAAGCUCGCGAGCUCUCGAAAUCGUUUCUUCUCGACUCUCUCCUCGCAUCUGCCCCGAGCUAGACCGCAGGCAGCAAUGGCGUCGCCGGUGAGGAGGAUCAACUUGGGGUCGCAGGGUCUCGAGGUCUCGGCGCAGGGGAUGAGCUGCAUGCCCAUGCCCCUCUACUUCGACCCUUCCAAGACCCUCGCCGACAUUACAAACCUCACCCACCACGCUGUCCGACGCGGCAUCACCUUCCUCGACCCCUCCGACAUCCGCGCCGCUCCCGAAAACGAAAUGCUCCUCGGAGAGGCCCUGAAGGAAUGGGUGAGACCCAAUGUUGAAUUGGCGAUCAAGUUUGGAAUCAGCUCCGCGGACGGGAAAAGGGUGGUCCGGGGUGAUCCGCCAUACGUGAGGGCUGCUCUCGGGAACAGCUUGAAGAACCUCGGCGUCGAUUGCAUCGACCUCUACUACUACUACCAAUACCGUGUCGACCCUCACGUCCCCAUCGAAGACACUAUGGGGGAGCUAAAGAGACUCAUUGAAGAGGGUAAGAUCAAGUACAUCGGUUUGUGCGAGGCCUCUGCAUCAACAAUCAGAAGAGCACAUGCUGUUCAUCCCAUCACAGCAGUGCAAGUGGAGUUUUCGCUGUGGACAAGAGAUGCGGAGGCAGAGAUCAUUCCCACGUGCAGGGAGCUUGGCAUUGGCAUUGUUGCGACCAGUCCUUUAGGACAAGGAUUCUCUCCUGUUGGUUUCAAGUUGAUGGAGGAUCUUUCCAAGGAUGACUUCGGCCAGUCCCUACCAAAGAUCCAGCCAGAGAACUUGGGUCCCAAAGCGAAGUUAUUCGAUCGAGUGAAUGUGAUUGCUCAAAGAAAGGGAUGCACCCUACCGCAGUUAGCCCUCGCCUGGGUACACCACCAGGGCGAUGAUGUCUGCCCGAUUCCCGGCGCGACCAAGAUCGAGAUAUUGGAAGAGUACGUUGGAGCUCUGUCCGUGAAGCUUACCCAGGAGGAGAUGAAGGAGCUGGAAUUACCCAGGAGGAGAUGAAGGAGCUGGAAUUGAUUGCUUCUUCGGACGAUAUCACGGGUGGCACCCGCGAGGGCAGCAUGGCUAGAGGGAAAAAGCUGUCACUGAAUCUUUGAUAUAUUGAGUUUGAGCAUGGGGCGCUGCAGUGUGUUUUGAGACUAUCUUGUUUGGCUGUUUUAUGAACGGGGUAUUUGUUCACCUGUAAUAAAUUCGGAACUUCAGAGAGUUUACUGUUGUCAUUUGCCUCGGCGGUGAGUUCAA
Molecule: messenger RNA, 1333 nt
Organism: Eucalyptus grandis
Lineage: Eukaryota; Viridiplantae; Streptophyta; Magnoliopsida; Myrtales; Myrtaceae
Product: probable aldo-keto reductase 2
Exons: 5
Coding region: 143-1093 (316 amino acids)
Cellular component (GO): cytoplasm
Source: RefSeq, a predicted model, not a curated record